This is a messenger RNA of Daucus carota subsp. sativus, 5183 nucleotides long. RefSeq names its product probable phospholipid-transporting ATPase 5. Gene Ontology annotation, cellular component: plasma membrane. Bases 1181 to 4972 code for a protein of 1263 amino acids. NCBI's taxonomy places the organism in Eukaryota, Viridiplantae, Streptophyta, Magnoliopsida, Apiales, Apiaceae. Gene Ontology annotation, molecular function: ATP binding; magnesium ion binding; ATPase-coupled intramembrane lipid carrier activity. Gene Ontology annotation, biological process: phospholipid translocation. The record is from RefSeq and is a predicted model, not a curated record. The transcript has 11 exons.
GUUCAGAGUCAGAAUAACUUUAAAUCCCUGAAUUAAACCCACAAACAGGCUCUAACUUAGCGGACAAGAAUUAGACACUUUUCAGCUAAUUCUUGUAAUUUGUAAAAUGUACAAAAAAAUUGAAGAAUGAAGGGAAAAAAAAAAUCACAGUAAAAGAUUCUGGCUGUAUGAAGAUUUUGGACAGGGUGUAAUAGUUUAUUGAGAGGCAUUAAUGGCUCAUGUUGACUUGAAAAUUCUACUCCUUGCUUUGCGUUCGAAUGCAUGUUUCAGUCUUUCAGAUCCAGAUUUCAGAAUCAAAGAAGCUUAGUUUAAGUUGUGAGAAUUACCUUAAUUGUAGGCUUGUAAUAGUAUCUUUUUCAUAUAAUUUAUUGGAAAUUCUACUUUUGACAAUUUUCACUUUAUUUUAACACAUUACUCUUGACAUGUUAACUACCCCUUCAUAAAUGUUAUGAAUGAGGUAUGGCAUGAUGCAAUUAAUUCACUUGCUAGUUUUUUAUCUGCUUAGAUGACUUGCAACUGUUUUCAUGCCUUCUGUCAACUACUACAGAUGCAGAAGAAGAAAAAAAGUGUCUUAAAUAUACAUUUAUCUAUAAUUAUUAUUAAAUUUUGCUAUAGUGGCGUUUCGGCAUAGUUAAAAAAAGGACUUAUGCUAAGCAGUCACCAUGUGUUUUGGUCUGGCUCUGUGAAGGAAGUUCUGCAGGUUUUUAUAUAGUGCUUGUGCAUUUAGUUGCUGGCAUUGUGCUAAUUGUGGGACAUUUUAAGGGAUUUUAGGACGUGGGGUUUCGAGGAGAAUCGUGGUUUGGUUGUUUGUGCCGAGCCGUCUGCUAGAUCCAAGAAAGUCAAUUGCUAGAUGUUAGAAGUUUCUGAUCCUGUCGUGGCAAGAGCUGUGAGGCUGAGAGGUCAAGUUGAGAAAGAAUUCGCGUACAAGGACAGAACUUGCAUUUGCUAAAGACAAAUGUGAGGUGGUUUCUUUAUUCAGGAGCCGGCUUUAAAUCUAGUUUUCUUGUUGCAACUUCAUAGUUUGCAGGGCUGUAGACUGGAGUGCAUUGUUUUAGAACUAUAUAAAUAACUGGAGUUUGGUUUUGGACACAGAGUUUUCGUAAUUGUUUGAGUUCUGCAGCAUUCUGAUGAGAAGUCAUCUGAUUGCUGAUAUAAAGCACAGUUUCGGGUGAUUACUAAUAUGACAGAGCAGUCAAAGAGUAAUAGAAAGAAAGGGAAGGUGAAGUGGAGUAAACUGUAUACAUUCUCAUGCCUUAAACCGAAUUUUGAUGAUCAACAGCUUCUUGGUCAGCCGGGAUUUUCAAGGGUAGUUUUUUGCAAUAAACCCGAGCUUCAUAAGGCUAAACCAUACAAGUAUCCCAACAACUACAUAUCCACAACAAAAUACAAUGUUGUUAGUUUUCUUCCUAAAGCCCUUUUUGAGCAAUUCCGUCGAGUUGCAAAUUUGUAUUUCCUUCUGGCAGCUAUAUUAUCUGCUACAUCCUUAGCUCCAUUUACUCCUACAAGCAUGAUUGCUCCUCUGGUAUUUGUCGUUGGGCUUAGCAUGAUCAAAGAAGCAGUGGAGGACUGGAGUAGAUUUUUGCAGGAUAUGAAGGUAAACUCUAGGAAAGUGAAGGUUCACGCAGGGAAUGGUAUAUUUGUGGAGAGAGCUUGGAGAACCCUUUUAGUUGGAGAUGUUGUAAAAGUUACAAAGGAUGAAUAUUUUCCUAGUGAUCUUUUACUAUUAUCUUCUAGCUAUGAGGAUGGUGUCUGCUAUGUUGAGACUAUGAACCUUGAUGGUGAAACCAAUCUGAAAGUUAAAAGAUGCUUAGAAGCCACUCUCAAUCUUGAUGAAGAUUCGGGACUAAGAACAUUCAGUGCAACUAUCCGCUGUGAGGAUCCAAACACCAACCUUUAUACUUUUGUGGGAAAUUUGGAGUUUGAGAAGGACUCGAGCCCCUUGAGCCCAGAUCAAGUGCUUCUACGUGACUCCAAACUUCGAAAUACAGACUACAUUUAUGGAGUGGUAAUCUUCAGUGGCCCAGAUACAAAAGUAGUGAGGAAUUCCACAAGAUCUCCAUCUAAACGUAGCCGGAUUGAGAGAAAGAUGGACCACGUAAUCUAUGUUCUCUUCUCCAUACUGGUUCUUAUAUCUUUAGUCACCUCAAUUGGUUCUGCAAUAUUCACAGAUCACGAUAUGGUCAAUGCAUGGUACCUUCGCUUGAAAGUUGAAGAAAGUACAGAUCCUUCAUUUGAUCCAAAAGAUAAAGAAAGUAAAGAUCCUUCCUUUGAUCCAACAGAGCCCCUGGUCUCAUGUUUUUACCAGUUUGUAAGGGCCCUCAUUCUGUAUGGAUACUUGAUUCCUAUUUCCCUCUACGUGUCCAUAGAAAUUGUCAAAGUUUUACAAGCUAUGCUCAUAAACAAGGAUCUGCAAAUGUAUGACAAAUUAUCAUGCAAGUCGGUUGAAGCCCGUACUUCAAAUUUAAAUGAAGAGCUUGGUCAGGUGGAGAUCAUUUUGUCAGAUAAAACAGGAACUUUGACAUGUAAUCAGAUGGAAUUUAGGAAAUGUUCGAUUGAAGGCUUAUCAUAUGGGGGUGAUACAACUGAAAUUGAUCUUGCAGCUUCUAGACGAAUGAAUAUUGAAAUUGAGAGGUAUCGGUUUAGUUUAGAUGGAUCAGAUUCAACAAGUCGAAGCUUGGAAAUGUUUGAGAUCUCGGCAGAGAAUUCUAGCACAGACAAAGUAACUCUAGCUAAUGAUCAAGGUAUGGAGAAUUUCGGUGCUGGAAAUUUAGGGUAUUCUGUCUCUGGAAAAGAAGCUAAUAUAAAGGGCUUCAAUUUUAGGGAUUCCAGACUGUUAAGAAAAUUGUGGAUCCAUAGGUCAGAGAUAUCGAACAUGAUGAUGUUUUUCAGGGUCAUGGCCUUGUGUCACACAGGCAUACCAAUUGAAGAUAGUCAGACUGGUAAGUUAAAGUAUGAGGCAGAAUCUCCUGAGGAAGUAUGCUUUCUAAUUGCAGCUCAAGAAUUUGGAUUUCAAUUCUGCCGAAGAACUCAAUCCAAACUGAUCAUCAAAGAACCAAAUCCUUCUGGUGUUGAGGUGGAAAGGGAAUACAAGCUUUUGAACCUACUUGAAUUCAAUAGCUCUCGGAAAAGGAUGUCUGUGAUUGUCAGGGAUGAAGAUGGUCAUAUCUUCCUCUUUUGUAAAGGAGCUGACAACAUCAUCUUCGAUAGGCUAGCAGAUGGUGGUAGGACCUAUCAACAGGCAACGACAAUGCACCUCUCAAACUAUGCAGAAGAUGGCUUGCGCACCAUGCUUUUUGCAUAUAAACAGAUUGAUGUCACGGAGUAUGAAAACUGGAACUUACAAUUCAUGAAAGCCAAGGCUACAAUUGGUUUUGAAAGAGAAGAACUUAUUGAGGCUGCCUCCGAAAUUAUUGAGAAGAAUCUAUAUUUGUUAGGAGCUGUAGCUGUUGAUGACAAGUUACAAGAUGGGGUUCCAGAGUGCAUAGAUAAACUUGCACAAGCUGGCAUGAAAAUAUGGCUUCUCACUGGAGACAAGAAGGAGACUGCAGUCAAUAUUGGAUUUGCUUGUAGCUUACUUCGACAUGAUAUGCAGCAAAUUCGUAUAAGUUUGAGCAAAGAAGCUGAAUCAACCAAUCAAGUGAAGGCAAUGAAAGAAGACAUCUUACAGCAAAUUGAGAGUUCAUAUCAGUUAACCAUUAAAGAAGAAAAUAGAGAACAUCCUUUUGCAAUGGUAAUAGAUGGAAAAGCACUCCAAAUUGCUCUGGCAAACGAUAUGAGGCAGAAGUUCUUACGGUUAGCUGUGAGUUGUGCUGCUGUUAUAUGCUGCCGAGUUUCACCAAAGCAAAAAGCAUUGAUUACUAGAUCAGUGAAGGAGUACACCGGCAAGACAACCUUGGCUAUUGGAGAUGGAGCAAAUGAUGUCGGUAUGAUUCAAGAAGCUGAUAUUGGAAUCGGAAUCAGUGGCAUGGAAGGAAUGCAAGCUGUUAUGGCAAGUGACUUUUCAUUGCCUCAAUUUCGUUUCUUGGAGCGGCUUCUAAUAGUUCAUGGACACUGGUGCUAUAAGAGGAUAUCGAAGAUGAUUCUCUACUUUGUAUAUAAGAAUGUAGCAUUUGGCUUAACUCUAUUCUACUAUGAAAUUUACACAUCAUUUUCCGGGCAAGUGCUGUACGAUGACUGGUAUUUAGUUAUGUUCAAUGUCCUCCUGACAUCCCUGCCUGUUAUUGCAUUGGGUGUUCUUGAGCAAGAUGUUUCAGCAGACACCUGCCUUCAGUUUCCAGCACUAUAUCAGCAAGGACAAAGGAAUAUGUACUUCAGCUGGAAGCGAAUCAUCGGCUGGAUAACAAACGGAAUCUUUGCUUCUUUGGCCAUUUUCAUGCUAAACAUCUACAUACUGUCCCCAACUGCAUUCUUGAAAGAUGGAAAUGUUGCAGACAGUGCACACAUUGGUGCCAUUAUGUACACCUGCGUAAUCUGGACAGUCAAUUGCCAAAUCGCCUUAAUCGUCACAAAUUUCACCUGGAUUCAACAUUUUUUCAUAUGGGGAAGCAUCUUAUCUUGGUACAUCCUCAUAUUUCUCUAUGGAGUACUCCCACCAAAGUACUCUUACAGACAAUUUCAACUCUUCGUAGAAGCUAUAGCCCCUGCACCAAUAUACUGGACGGCUACAUUGCUCAUCGUAGUGGUUGCUCUUCUUCCAUAUUUCAUUCACAUUGUCAUUCAGAGAUCAUUUUAUCCCAUGGACGAUCACGUGAUCCAGGAAAUGAUAUACUGCAUGACUGAUGUCACCGACAGUCCUGCGUGGUUGAGGGAACAAGAAAACUCAAAGAAGAAGACUCAUAUCGGAUUUUCUGCUAGGGUUGAUGCAAAGAUCUUACAUUUGAAGGAGCAGUUACACAGAAAGAAGACAUUAAUUUUUAAAUCUUUCGUUAAUAGUCCUAUAUAUAGAACAAUGACAAAUAGUCCCUUGUCCUGACCACUUAGAAUGAUAGAUAUAUACAUGUUCAUCAUCUUCAAGGCCAUGCCUUUCUUCUUUCAAUCUUUUAAUAACUUUCUUUCAUCUUUAUUAUAUUAAAACAAACUAGAAGGGUCUUUGUAAGUUGUAAAUCAGUCACCUUCUUUCUAGACAGUUUUGUUUUCUUGUAAAAUCUUUGAAACAAUGAAAUAUAAUCCUUGUUGAGGUGCUU